Haplochromis burtoni (Burton's mouthbrooder) is the source of this 5009-nucleotide messenger RNA. RefSeq names its product zinc finger protein GLI4-like. Bases 1 to 1299 code for a protein of 432 amino acids. The record is from RefSeq and is a predicted model, not a curated record. Gene Ontology annotation, biological process: regulation of transcription by RNA polymerase II. NCBI's taxonomy places the organism in Eukaryota, Metazoa, Chordata, Actinopteri, Cichliformes, Cichlidae. The transcript is spliced from 4 exons. Gene Ontology annotation, molecular function: RNA polymerase II cis-regulatory region sequence-specific DNA binding; DNA-binding transcription factor activity.
AUGUCCCCCGCGGCCACCUUCCACGCGCAGCUCGCCUCCAUCAUGGAGGUGCUGGCCAACACGGCCGUGGCGGAGAUCUGCGAGCUCGUGGACAGCGGCUACUCGGUGUUGCAGCUGGAGAUCUCGCGGAGUCGCAAAGAAAAUGAGGUGCUGCGGAGGAAACUGCGCCUCAUGGAGCUGCGGGCCGCCCGAGCGACCGCACUGCGAGCCGCGGUUACCGCCAGCGGCAGCGCGGUGCUCCACGCGAGCGGCCGCGCACGAGCCGAACUGAAGAGGAACGCGACCGCGACAGGUGAGGUAGUCUUGUCCAGAGUGUCCAAUCAGGCGAUGCCUCAGUGCAGAGACCACAACUCACCUGCAGAGCCGAGACAGGAAACCACACAGAGUACGCAGCCUGCAGAUGCUACCACAGCUGCUGUGAUCAAAGUGGAGGACGAUGACUGCGUAUCCUGGUCCCAGUCUGAGCCGGACAAAGGUUUCUGUCAUAACGAAGAGGGACAGGUGGAGGCAGAAGCUGCAAUCAAACAGGAAGCAGCAAACGAUGGUGGCAUCUCGUGGACGAGCGGGGAAGUCAGCUCUACCUCCACCUCUGUCCAGAACACCCAGAGGUCAGAAACCAGCAGUUACGACUGUUUGAUAUUUGAGCCACAGCUUCAGCAUGGCUCCCACACCACCCAAAAUCCUCUGGGAGCGGAGGCCGGCUGCUCAUCGGCGUCCAAUUCAGGUGGCAGCUUCACAUUCCCGCUCAGCAAGGUGAGUCUGUCUGCAGCAGAGCGACCUGCAGGUUUCCAGAGCAGCCAGCAGAGGGCGGUGCCUGCAGACGAGCUUCCUGUUAGGAAGGAGACGCCAGGAGAACAUCGCUCCUUCAUCCGGAGGGGCGGGUGGAGACAGGAUGCCAUCAGCAGAGCGGCAAGCCACAGAGGCGAGGAUGGCGGGGGAAAGUCGUUCGUCUGUAACUGCUGCGGGAAAAAGCUCGCCUGCCUCAAGAACCUCAAAACCCACAUGAGGGUCCACACCGGCGAGAAACCGUUCGUCUGUGCGCUCUGCGGUAAACGCUUCUCAGACUCCAGCAACCUCAAACGCCACCAGAGCGUCCACACGGGCGAGAAACGCUACGGCUGCGUCCACUGCGGCAAACGUUUUGCCCAGUCGGGAUCGCUGAAGGUCCACAUGACCGUCCACACAGACUGCAAACAGUUCAGGUGUUCGUACUGCAACAAGACAUUCAUAUCAGGCAGCCACCUGCGGCGCCACAUCACUCUCCAUGCAGGAGAGAAACGGUUUGGCGCCGUGCAGUGACAGCUGGGAGAAGCGGCAUUGCAGAUAUCUGCAGUGAGGUAGUCUCACAAACACGUGACCUACUGUAAAAAUGUGUAUCGUGUAUGUUUGAACACAAAACAGAUGUUCUUGGAUCACCUGCAAACGUUUUCACGUGUUUCAUUGGAACAUAUGGCAGCAGACAGUGUGGCCGUCGGGGAUCGGCUCGAUUUCAAGCCACUGCUUCCAGUUUUAAUCAGACUUCGGAGUCGCUCUUAGUCUGGUCUUCUUCCCAGGUGAGGAGACACCUGGACAGAUUAGGUCUUAAUAUUAAUAAUAACUUUAUAUAGCACUCUUCACCAGGUAAGAACUAUGUACAUAAAACAACACAAUCGAUCAUACAGCACAAAUCUAGUUAAAAGCCAGUCUAAAUAAAUGAGUCUUUAGCUGCUGUUUAAAAGAAUAAAUACAAUCAAGGCAACGUAAAGAUGGAGGCAAAGUGCUCCACAUCCUGGGGGCCACCGCUCUGAGAUCUGACUCCUGUGGUCUUUAAAUGUGUUGGUGGGACUACCAACAUCCUUUGAUUAGAUGAUCUCAGGCUGCGAGAGGGAGCGUGGUGUUCUAAAAGACCGGAGAUGUCGGCAGCAGCGUCACGACGUUAGAAGUCAGCACUACGAGUUUGAACUGGAAGCCAGUAUACUGAGAAUUAAACUGGUGUAAUGUGCUGUCUUUUUCGUGUCUUUGUUAAGAGCCUUGCAGCAACAGGUUGGCUGGGGACAUCCUCAGUGUCCCCCCCAGAGGAGCUGGAGGCAUCUGGUUCUCUGUCUAAACUUUGACCUUUGACCCAGGUAACAGAAGGAAGGCAAGAAAGGGCUUUGUGUCCAUCAGGUAUUUGUCUUGGGCGUCAAGGUUGUCAUGUUUAAUUAAAACUCAGCUUCAGUUAACUGUGUCCAUGCUUACUAACCUAAAACCAACAUGUAAUCGUACUUUCAGUAGUUUCAGUCUUUGUAAAUUUCUGAACCCAAAUAAAGCCCGAGGAGCUGUUGCACUUUGCCAGUAAAAACAAAGCAAAUCCACAAAAUCCAAAGCUAACAGCUCUGUUUGGAUAAAGAGGAUGGAUGCUGAAGUGUGGUCACAUCUGCAGAGAAAGAACUGCUCAAAAGAUCCUGAACUGAACUCUAUGGAAAAAGGUAACAGCCAAUGAAACUUCCAUGAGGGGAAAAAGACUUGAAGUGUAGGGGAAACGUUUUUAGUGGAUGGUGGUGUUUGAUUUAAACUCAAAACUGUUUUAACAAGUGAAUCCAAAGUGGGCGCUGAAGCCUCCUGGCUGGGCUGGGAACUCGUUUAAACUAAAUAAAUACAGUUUUGAAGCAAUUGUAUCUUAAAAUUUCCAUUAAACAUUUACAUUGAAGAAAACAUCCAUCCCACUGUCUCAUUUGAAGUUGGGUCAAAGUGGUAGCAAGCUCAGGAGGGCACCUGAGACUUUUCUAGACUUCUGUUUCUCCAGCAAUGGUUUCCAGCUCUUCCUGAGACGCUCCCAGGAUCAAUAUCAAGUGCAUUUCUGAUUUCCGCUGGAUCCUCUGGUGCCGAGGAGGCAUGCCGAUUGUGUCCUGAACCUCCUCAGAUGUAGGAACAGUAGAUCUAGGUGGAGCUCCUCACCUCCAUCUCUAAACUGCCGCCCAUGUGGGCCGAUGUGACGACCAGAGGUCGCCGACUGUUGAGUGAAGUUUAGAUACAACAAGCCAAGUAAACAAUAGUCUUUCCCUGAACUUGUAUGUGAGCGAUUAAAGAGACUACAGAUCCUGAGAGCAGCUCCAACACCUGAGCUUUCUGUGUGGCUUCCCCAACAAUCCAAAGACGUUCAGUUAUUGGGGAAUCUAAAGAGCCCAUAGCUGUGAAUGUCAAUGGUUCUCUGUGUCUCUGUGUUAGCUACGUGUCAGGUUGGUGAGCUUUCUGUGGCAGCUGGGAUAGGCUCCACCCUCUGAUAAGAAUAAGUGGAAGAGAACCUCUACUUCCUGUUUCAAAUUUCACUGGUCAUGGUGUCACCGGGCAGGGACCGAAAAGAAUCCUUCACAAGUCUUGUGGUUUUUCCAGUAGCAGGUGUUUUAUACAACGUUCAUGUGUGAAACUAGCCUGUGGUUGUGUGAAGGUAACAAAUGUUUAUGACUGUACAUCGAGUUUCAUUGUGACUGACGUGUAACUGAAGAAACGUGAACGAACUUCCUUUUUCUUUUUUAUCAUUUUUAAUAAAAGCAGCUGCUAAAAUCAGAGCGCUUUGUUUUUGUUUUAAACUAUUCUGAUCACUUGAAAUUUGAUCCUUUAGGCGUCUCAGUUUUAACAUGACAAAAGUGGAGAGACUGAGUCAGGUUUAUUUUCUUUUUCCUUCCUCUACUUCCAGGUGAUAAGAUGUAGGUCUGAAGAGUGAAGCCGUAGAAGGAGCGCUUCAGUCUGGUGUUCCUUCUAAUGGCCGACUGGGUGCGAUUCGUGUGGCUGGUUGCUUCCACGUUCUGUACCCUCAAACGCUUUCCUGACCAGGUUUCGGUUUUCUUAACUAGUUUAAACUUGUACUGAAUUCAGCACAAUAUUAUUAUUUUUUUAAAUACAUUUUGGUCCCAUUGAGAGCCAAAAAAGAUAAAGCACAAAGUUUUGACUAUAUUAACACUACCUUCACCUUAAGGUAGCAGCUUAUUUGAUUAGGAUUUCAGGCUCGCUGCAGGGUGAAGGUCCAGCCAGUGAUACUGAAGAAAUUUGAGUUCAUUCACCAUCGAUGUAAUCAUUAACAAAAACUAAAAAGUCUGAAUCGCUUUCAGAAGCUGCCAAUGGGACCAUCACAUGAUCCCCAAGUUUUGCAUGUUUUGCUGAGAAGCUGCAGCUCAUGGCCACUUCCUGUUGGAGCCGUUAAAAAGAAAAGAAAAGGUUAGACUGAUUUAAGUUAACUUGAGAACCCACGAAAGUUCUCAAAUUGAUUUAAACUCACACAUCAGCCAAAUCUAAACGGACAGCAUGGAUGGACACGAGUAGAUUUGAUGAGAUCUGUAAAGUUGGAAUUUCUGAAAUCUGUAGAAGAUGAUGGAUUCCUGCUUGUGGGUUUUAUUUCCUGGGCGGUUUCUCUGACAGUUCUCAGGUAUUCGGGCUUUGCUUGCAGCUUCAGGUUCAGUCUAAACACAUUAAAGCACACAACAGUCAAGACUCAACACUUGCAACUCUUUAUGUGCAAAAGGAAUCACCCGAGUGACUAGUUUCAGCUGUUGAACAGGUGUUAACUGACUACUCACACCUGACAGCUGACAUUUUAUGAAACCGUGAAAUCCAUGACCGUCAAUUUAAAUCCAUUUAAAACAAAAUACAGAUACACAGUUUGUCUUUGUAAUAUAGUUUAAUGGAUCAUAAACAUUCACCUUAGCUGAGACUAAAUAUAGCUGACAAAAUCCCAAAUACUGUAAAAGUUCAUUCUCAAAGCACAGCGCCAUCAACAGGCCAAAGGCGGAUUUGCAGACUGAAACACAGCGAUCCACACUGUAAGAAAUAAGGAUUACUUCAUCCUUUAAACAGUCAUUUCAGAGGCUGAUUUCACACUGAUUCACAUGUAUACAUUCAGAAUUUGUUUCUUUGCUUGAAGUUCAAAUUAAAUUUGAAUUUGUGUCUUGUUUAAGGUGAAAUUUUACAGUUUAACUUCCAGAGACUCAAAGUACGAUAAAAUACAAUAAAAAAAAAAAAAGAUACAAUAAGUGCUGUUACAAGCAAGAAUUCCA